This is a messenger RNA of Annulohypoxylon truncatum, 2625 nucleotides long. RefSeq lists its product as uncharacterized. The transcript has a single exon. Lineage: Eukaryota; Fungi; Ascomycota; Sordariomycetes; Xylariales; Hypoxylaceae. Bases 505 to 2319 code for a protein of 604 amino acids. The record is from RefSeq and is a predicted model, not a curated record. Gene Ontology annotation, biological process: lipid metabolic process.
UCCGCUCCAUUUUGAGUUGUAAGUGUGGAUCUCACAACAUCCAUCCUGACAAUCUUCUGAUCAAAGUGUGAUUGUGACACCUUAGGCCCAGAGCCUUCGAUUAUGUCUUAGUUGGUAAGACAGUCCCCUGGUUCCUUAAAAAGCUACGCCGGUUCGGAGUGCGGAGCCUAUAGAAUACAAGGCGUGAUGCACAUUUCAUCUACGUCAACGAAGACAGUCACUCGAAGAUGUUUUCUAUUUUAGGGGCUAUAGACUUAUAUACCCUUACCUAGACUCUACAACCAACUACGUCUUGGUUAAUAACGGAGUCUUUCCUUACUUGAUUUUGGCAAAUCGAAAACGGUCAAAGCUUCCUCCCUUCAUAGGGAAUAAUAAGGAGCUGACCCUAAAAAUUAAACGUGGCCGCUGGAAUAUCAACAAGGUUCACCGCUGGAAAGAUCCAUACGCACAUCUCUGAGCAAAAAGCUUGAGCACUAUAACCUUGUUCCCCCGGACCGUUGAGAGAUGGACCACCAAAAUGCUAAUCUAGCAACGACGUACCGAGAACUCUACCGCGCAAAGUUUCAGAAUGAUGUGAGAGCGGGUACUAAGACACCGUUCUUAGUUCCGUUACACCUGCUCGGCGUCUGGAUCAUACCCACUCUAUAUUUGGCUAUACCGCACAAGAAUCGACCAUGGCUCUACCGCGCCAGGUGGCUUGUUCUCGCUUUCAUUGUGGCUUUUAACCUUAACAUUAUACUUCAUGUCUCAAGCCCCGAUUGUGCUGCUGGUUAUGGCGCCGGUCUUGUCGGUUCCUGGGGUGUCGUAUGGAAUUUCACCUUGCUCGUCUGGACAAGACCGCAAUGGGAAGCUAAGAGGGUGAAUAUCAGGAGGAAGAAAACACUAGAGGAUGUGAGAAGUAAUUCUCAUGAAGAAUCGACUACUCUGGCAUCAUCUCAAACUCUAGAGAAUGGUAAUGCUGCUACGAAUGAACUCGCCGGGGGCUGUACCAAAGAGGAUCCUAGAGAGCAAUCUCAAGCAACUGGGUUACAAUUAAACGAACAUAGAGCUAAUGACCAUGGGCCACUCCAUAAUGUUAAAGAAAGACGGACGCAUACUGGGACGAAGCCACCUGAGAAAGGGACCGGCAUCUCAGAGAUGUUACCGUCACCACGAGAAAAUGGAAAUGGGACUUGGUCAGCAGCUGAACUUGAGAAGCUAGCGGCGGAACAAGAAUUUGAAUACUACUGGCAAGAAUACCCAGCGGAUGCCUCUCUCUGGACGCGAAUAGACUGGGUAUUCGAUAUCGUCAGUACAUUCCGCAUGACGGGUUGGAACUGGGCGAUUCCAUGCCUGCCACCCUACGAACCACCUGCUGAAGUCGGCAACUACCAGCUGCCUCUAAGCUCCGUCGGCCCGCAACGCACCAAGCAGGGAUACUCACGAUGUCUCACACGCAAGGAACUGUUUCUGAACCGGCUCAUCUACAACAUCCUCCCGAACUACAUCAUCGCCGACUUCUGCGCCGUCUUCAUGACGGCAGACCCGUACUUCAUUCUCGGGCCCGAGCACAACAAACCGCUCCCGCCGCACCUCUCCUCCCUAUCCCCCUUUUCCCUCUUCCUCUACCGCACAACCUUAUCCUUCGCCGGCACCGUCUGCGCGCUCAGCCUGCUCUUCAGCGCGGGGCAGAUCGCCCUCGCCCUCCUGCCGCCCUUCCCGCAGAUCCUGCGCUUCCGCGCCCACCCCUGGCACCUGCCCACCGUCAACGGCUCCUUCGCCCAGGUCCUCGACCGCGGCCUCGCCGGCUUCUGGGGCGCCUGGUGGCACCAGACCUUCCGCUUCGGCUUCUCCGCGCCGACGCGCUUCUUCCUCCGCCACAAGUACCUCAAGCCCGGCUCCCCGGCGGCCCAGCUCACGAGCGCCGCCUUCGCCUUCCUAACCUCGGGAUUCCUGCACGCGAGCGGUAGCCAUAGCGCCGUGCCGUCGCACUCGCGCUGGUACGCGCCCCCGCUGUUCUUCUUCCUCGCCGGCCUCGGCACCACGCUGCAGUCGCGGCUCUCGCGCCUGCUCGCCCCGUAUACGAAACGCCUGCCGCGCUGGGCGAGGAGGGCCGGGAACCUCGCGUUCGUGACGGUCUGGAUGUUCGCCACGAGCUGGCUGCUCGUCGACGACUUCGCGCGCUGCGGCAUCUGGCUCUUCGAGCCCGUGCCUGUCUCCGUGCUGCGCGCCCUCGGGAUCGGGCCCGUGGCGGAUAGGCGCGUGUGGAGGGUCGAUGUGGGGUCUCUGGUGCGGUGGUAUCAAGGGAGGAGGUGGUGGGAGGUGGGGAUUGCUAUUUGAAUUUGGUUUAGUCUGGGUAUUAUGGCAUUUACUCGAGUAUUCAGGGGUGUGGGAUCCCAGACCUGGAAAAUUCAGCACGGUGUAAUGCAUCUUAGUAGGAUGGGCAUAUAGAAGAGUGGUUUGGCUACUAGACUAGAGGUAGGUAGGAGGGUGGGUAAGUAGUGCAUGCUAGAGGUGCUUUCAUUAGAAUCAGGUUUAAGGUCUACUAAGAUUAUAGAAGUGUGUAACGCCCGUAACGCAGUGAAUGCUAUUACAAAUUACAUGAAUAUACUGAGUUUUACUAGGGCCAAGUACAAGACACUUGAG